AUGGAGCACCCACACCCUCACCCGCCACCCCCAGAGGUCAACAUCACCACCCUCAACUGCUGGGGCCUCAAGUUCAACAUCUCCAAGCUCCGCCAGCCCCGGCUGCAAGAGAUUGGCAGGCAGAUUGUCCGCUCCACACCCGCGCCGGACAUCCUCUGCCUGCAGGAGGUAUGGGCCCAGGAUGACUACCUCGCCAUCCGCCGCGAGACCGCCGCCAUCCUGCCCCACGGCAAGUUCUACCACAGCGGCGCUUUUGGCGGCGGCCUGGCCAUCCUGUCGCGCUGGCCCAUCGAGGAGUCGUCCAUGGUGCCCUACGCCCUCAAUGGCCGCCCCACUGCCUUCUGGCGCGGCGACUGGUACGUCGGCAAGGGCGUCGCCUGCGCCCGCCUGCGUUAUGGGCCCGAACGGGGCGACGUCAUUGAGGUCUUCAACACCCACACCCACGCGCCCUACGAUACGGAUCGCGGCGACUCGUACCGCGUUCACCGUGAUGCCCAGGCCUGGCAGCUCGCCAAGCUGCUCCGCGGCGCCGCAGAGCGCGGCCACCUCGUCGUUGCCGCGGGGGACUUCAACAUGAUUCCGCUGUCCGCCGCGCAUCGCAUAAUCACGGGCCGCGCCCCCGUGCGCGACGUCUGGCGCGUCCUCUACCCGGAUUCCAGCCUGGGCUGCACGCAGGACGACGCCGAGAGGGCGAGGGGCAGGCCAAUGCCCACGGCCGAGUUCAACCUCGUCGAGAACGGCGUCACCUCCAACAGCGUCUUCAACACGUGGCGGUGGCCCUCGUCCGAGCAGAAGAAGCUUGGCCACGGCCGGCCCAUCAUCGGCGUCGACCCGGCCCGCCCGGACCCGCGCGGAAAGAGGCUGGACUACGUCUUCGCGAGCACGGGCCCGCGCGAGCUCGAGGACGGCGCCGUCGGCGGCUGGGUCGUCAGGGACGCCCGCGUCGGCAUGCUGGCGCGCCACCCGGACCUGGGCUGCAGCCUGUCGGACCACUUCUCGGUCGAGGCGACGCUAUCCUUCCACACGACCACUCGCGACGCCGCCGAGGCCGCCAGCCUCAAGUGGCCGCUCCCACCCGGCGCAGCGUCGUCGCUAUCGGCCUUCCGGACAUCCACCCUUCCACCGCCACGUCAUGCCCAUCACGACCACCAUAGUGGCCUCGACAACGCCGCCACCACCACCAAAGAGGAUGCCGUAGAACCCACGGCCGGCUCCCCCGCCACCGCCGAUGGCGGCAGCCCAGCCAACGGCGCCUUCCUGCAGCUGCAGACCCCGACCCCAUCCUCAACACGCACCUCCUUCAUCCAGCGGCCCCGCUCCCGCCAGUCAACCAACCCCUCACGCCGCCGCCGCAGCAGCGGACCACGACGCCCAGCUUCUCUCCCAGAGGACUUCGACGGCCUCCUAGCCGCCCUCGAGGCCUACCAGGCCCGCGAGGCCGCCCAGGCCUUUCACCGCGCCCUGCACUUCGGCUCCUGGGUGCUCGUCACCGUCGCCUGCUACGUCGCCGUGUGGUUCGUCCCCACCCACGGCGGCGGGCUCUCGCGGUCCCAAAGCCACGCCGUCAACUUCGUGCUCCUGCUCCUGAGCAGUCUUGGCCUCGUGGCCGGCUGCGUCGACGGGCUGAUGGCCUUGUUGUUCUUCAGGGGCAGCGAGCAGAGGGCGCUCAAGGAGUACGAGUGGGAGCUGAGGAACGCCAGGGCGCUGGCUGGCGGAGGAGGCCAAGGGGUCGUCGAGGAGGUCGGCGGGCUCAAGUCAUGA
Messenger RNA from Diaporthe citri, 1761 nucleotides. RefSeq lists its product as uncharacterized. NCBI's taxonomy places the organism in Eukaryota, Fungi, Ascomycota, Sordariomycetes, Diaporthales, Diaporthaceae. The record is from RefSeq and is a predicted model, not a curated record. The coding region runs from base 1 to 1761 and encodes 586 amino acids. Gene Ontology annotation, cellular component: cytoplasm. The transcript is spliced from 2 exons. Gene Ontology annotation, molecular function: sphingomyelin phosphodiesterase activity.